AUGGAGUUGAACUCCAGAACCAUCCAUGAUGUCGUCCAUCCUACCGCAGCCUUCUCGCAACCGGCGCGAUAUGAUGCACCCGCCCCGGUUUCAGAGCCUGGGACACCUUCUUCCUCCUGGUCCGGGUCUCAGUUGAAUCCCAAGAACCGAGUGGACAGCUUGGAGCCUCUUGAGAAGCCCCUUUGGCGCAUUGACGGAUGUACCGGACUUGGCACCCAGUACUAUACCAUCCCCCUCUUCCUUGAUGGCGGCCCCCCAAUGCGCUUCGAUGUCUUCAUACCCGAGGAAGCGGCUCAAGCCUCCAGGCUGCGCUGGAUACUGGACCUGGAUGCGGCCUUCCAUACCAAGGAUGCGUCGAGGGUCAGACGCCUCGGAAUAUCGACACAUAUCCUACGAGCCCUGCAGGUCUGGACCGUCAAGACUGGUAUUAGCGGCCCGGACUCGGUUGCGAGUAUGUACCAGGAUUUGCCCUUUGGCUCUCGUAUCAUCUUCGAGAACCUGGAUCUCAACGUCCACAACAUCAGGAUCACGGUCGCCCGGAUGUACCCCCUCGAACGGCAGUUGGUGGCAUUCUCCAGACUGGACAGCACCCUGGACUUACCACGCGAGGCACUUCCAGAGCCCAUCGAUAUCUCGAGACUGAGGGUAGUGCAGCAGCUACACGACAGCGUAUGUCUCGUACGGGUAAUCCCUGAUCAUCACCAUCACCGCCACCACAUCCACGCACAGGAGCAUGCCCGAUUGUGGGUCAUGAAAGCCCUUACUAGUGGGACCAAAUAUCUGUACCACGAGCUUCGGGCUCUCCUCAAUAUGGAACCGCAUCCAAACGUCAUCACGCGGCCCGUGUUCUUGGUCACCAAGUACUGCAAGUUCGGGGGCAAGAUCGCGGUGGUCGGCUUCGUCAGCCCCUACCACGCCGGCGGCAGCCUCCGCGACUCCCUCCCGCUGCUGCGCAUACACGGGCUGCUCCGGCUGCAAGACCAGCUGAAAUGGGCGACGCAACUGGCCUCGGCCGUCGUGCACGUCCGGGAACGCGGGCGCAUGUUCUACCCGGACCUCCGGCUCGACAACGUUGUCCUGUCGGCGCCGUCGUCGGACGUCGUCAUGCUCGACUUUGAGCAGCGCGGCGUCUGGUGCGAGUUCGCUUCCCCGGAGGUCAACGCCCUCGAGUAUGCGCGCAUCAUCGCCAGCGACGGGCCGUCCUCCUCCUCCUCCUCCUCCUCCUCCUC
This is a messenger RNA of Phialemonium atrogriseum, 1229 nucleotides long. RefSeq lists its product as uncharacterized. Gene Ontology annotation, biological process: protein phosphorylation. The transcript has a single exon. Gene Ontology annotation, molecular function: ATP binding; protein kinase activity. Lineage: Eukaryota; Fungi; Ascomycota; Sordariomycetes; Cephalothecales; Cephalothecaceae. The annotation marks the transcript as partial. The record is from RefSeq and is a predicted model, not a curated record.